This is a messenger RNA of Lodderomyces pseudojiufengensis, 666 nucleotides long. RefSeq lists its product as uncharacterized. The record is from RefSeq and is a predicted model, not a curated record. Gene Ontology annotation, biological process: mitochondrial respiratory chain complex I assembly. Lineage: Eukaryota; Fungi; Ascomycota; Pichiomycetes; Serinales; Debaryomycetaceae. Bases 1 to 666 code for a protein of 221 amino acids. The transcript has a single exon. Gene Ontology annotation, cellular component: mitochondrial inner membrane.
AUGCUUCAAUCAUCAACUCAAUUCACAAACACAAUACUACGCAAUAUCAAAAUACUACCUCCAAAACAAUUCCAUACCACCUCCAAAAGAUUCAAUCUAUUUGAUAAAUUAGGUUCAAAAUCAUUACAAGGUUCAUUACCCAAAGAUACAGAAACUUUGCUAAGACCAAGAUCAGCAAAACAAGUAGCACCAACAAAUCCAGCAGAUAUAUUAACUCAAAAUGAUAUAUUAAUGUAUUCAAAUAAACCUUUAAAUUAUAUUGAAAGUAUUAAAACAAAUGGAUUUCAUUUAAAUAAUAAUUUUUUUAUAAAAUCACCAAAUUUAGAGGGAGAAGUAAUUGGAUUAUUACUUGUUGGUUCAGAAACUUUUGAAAUUAAGCUAGGAAAUAAAGAUAGUGCAAUGUUUGAAAUAAAUAAUCAUAUAGUUACUUUCAAUGAUUUAAUAUUAAAUAUUUUUAAAAAAUUACAUCCAAAACCUGAAAUUUUAAUUAUUGGAUUAGGUAAAAAAACAAGUAGAAUUAUGAAUUUAAAAAAUAAACUGUUUUUUAAUAAUUUAGGUAUAAAUUUAGAAAUUAGUGAUUCUUUUAAUGGUGGACAAAUUUUUGAUUUAUUAAGUACUGAAAGACCAGGAGUUAUUGGUGCUUUAUUAUUACCUCCUAAUGUAUGA